Messenger RNA from Aspergillus lentulus, 1347 nucleotides. RefSeq names its product putative endo-1,3(4)-beta-glucanase. Lineage: Eukaryota; Fungi; Ascomycota; Eurotiomycetes; Eurotiales; Aspergillaceae. The record is from RefSeq and is a predicted model, not a curated record.
AUGGUACUCAACGACACAUCGCCGCUGUCCGAGUCCGAGAGCUCCAACGCGUCGUCUCAAAAUGGAUCUAAUUCAUACAACAGCGGCCACAUCCCAAUACCAGGGUAUCCCCUCGUGCUCAAGACCGAAUACCUUUCCCGCCCCGACCUAUUCACGCUGUACUUCGGCUUCGUGGGCCAACGCAACUGGCUGCACAAGAACAGCGCACACAUCCGCGACCGCAUUGAAUCCUGCAAAGUCAUGAUCAACCGGCUCCCCACCCAGGACGAGCUCGACGCCUUCGUCUACCACGGCAGCAAAUACAUCUACCACCAGCGCCUCGGCGCGCCCUACUCCGGCGCCAUCGGCACGGCGUACCUGUACUGGCGCGUGCGCAACUCAGGCGUUGUCGCGCACCUUGUCCCCGGGCUGAAACCGGGGCAGAAGCCGUCGCCGGCGCAGGUGCUUGCGGCUGUGAAGCUGUACUCGUCGAUCGAGCCGGCGAAUUUCAGACAGGUAAUGAUUCGGGGAUCGUUUAGGUGGUUCUUCUGGGUGGUGGCGGGCUCGAUGAUGACGAGUGUGUGGGGGAUGUUCCAUGAUUUGAAGGAGACGAUGGGCGAUCCAAGGCUGAAGCAGUUCUUUGCGGAGAUGAAAGACAAGGAUCCAGAGGAGGUGCGCAGGCGGAGGGUCCAGAGGGUUGCGGAGAGGACUAAAGCGGCCAAGGAGGCGGCGGAGCGGCGCGCGCAGGGCUUGCCGCCUGUGGAGGUGGGGAUGGGUCAGGGUGCCGGGGCGGGAGGGGGCUACGCUGAGAGCCAAGAGUAUGGCCAGGGUGCUGGGACGUAUGGAUCUUUAGAUUCUUACUCGUCUUCGUCUGCGCGGGAGUCCGUUCCGUCGGCGUCGUCUGAUAAGCCUGCUAAUCUGCCGGAUCGGAAUCUGGGGCGCUUGUACGGUGAUUCGUCCUCGACGGAGUCGAUGCGCGGUGCUACCACUGUCGAUCAGAGCAAAUCUACGGACUUUUUCGAAAGCGACGAUGCCAGCCCCGUUGCGGCGGAGUAUCGAUCUGGAGGCGGCUCGCAAGGAAGCGCCUGGGAUCGGAUCAGACAGCAGGCCGGCUCCGGCUCCGGCUCCCAAGGCGGACAGGAUAGUGGGCUAGGAUCGGCGUGGAAUCGGUCCGUCAAUGAGAGGCAACAGCGCGAACAGGAUAGUGGUCCAGGCUCAGCAUGGAGCGGGUCGUCGUCAACGCCAGACAGUGAGAGGCGACAGCGCGAACAGGCUCAGGCUGAAUUUGACCGCUUGCUAGAGGCCGAGAGAAACAUGGCCGGUGACUCUGAGGGGGGUGAGAAGAAGGGAUGGGGAAGAUGGAACUGA